Paraglomus occultum is the source of this 2709-nucleotide messenger RNA. Lineage: Eukaryota; Fungi; Glomeromycota; Glomeromycetes; Paraglomerales; Paraglomeraceae. The record is from the annotation of a GenBank genome assembly.
AUGAUAUUCCCAGUAGUUGAUUUGACUAAUCCAAUCCCCUAUUCAGACGAGAUUCAUGACGUCUUGAGUUCUUUGAACUGCAUUGGGACAACCGUGUUUUUUAUCGAUAGUAUUGAUGAUUUGAGCGUUCUCAUUGAGGUUAGAGAUCGAUAUCAUAUAAGAGAUUAUUGGAUAUUCCCUCAACGCGAGGAUACUCUAGACGUACGUAGUUUAAUUAAAUUACUCGAUGAUGGAGCAACAAAAGUUGUGCUUUCUUUAGAGUUUAUACUAAAAAAGCUUCGAAUCGACGAUAUUCCGGCCGAGAGAUUGGUAGCAAGUUUGACACUGAAUUCCGCUUCACCUGAGCUAACUGAUGCUUCAUCCGAAAGAGUUUCUGCAUACCUAAUCAUACCGUCUACUAACUACAACAACAGCAGUAUAUUGUCAAUAUUUGACUCAAUCUUGGACCAAGUGUCCGUUUUGAUUAAACAUGUCCAAAAGCAUCCACUUCCCUCUGGUGGCCGGAAGGAUGUUGGGAUGAUUUUACCCCCAUCAAUUAAACCGGAGUUGGAACUUAUCAAACAAUUGUCUGACCUUAAUGGUCGAUUUCUGGUCUCGGUUGAUGCAUUAACAUUAAAAGAACCUGACAAGACCACAAAGAUCAACAUUGCUGAUGCUUUUACUUGUUCAUUGACAUCAGAUCGAGCCGAUGGAUUGUUUACAACAGUUGUAGUUGAUGAACAAGGUAUUGCAUUAGGUUUAGUCUAUUCAUCGCGAGAAAGUGUAAGAGAAGCUAUAAGAACUAAGAAAGGAGUAUAUCAGAGUAGGAAGAGAGGACUCUGGUACAAGGGUGCCACCUCUGGUGCCGUUCAGAAUUUAAAGAGUAUUGAUAUUGACUGUGAUGAGGAUGCUCUGAGAUUCGUAGUUGAGCAACUCGGAAGUGGUUUCUGUCAUUUUAAUACGAAUACAUGCUUUGGUCGUUACAACGGCUUGAAGGCACUCGAGAAAACGCUUCAAAGUCGCAAAGUAUCGGCCCCGCCUGGAUCAUACACUCAAAAAUUAUUCCAAAAGCCUGAUCUUCUCAGGUCUAAAAUAAUGGAGGAAGCUGAUGAGUUGUGUUCGGCAACCAGUAAGGAAAAUAUAGCAUGGGAGGCGGCAGAUCUUAUUUAUUUCGCACUGACGAAAUGCAUCGCUAAUGAUGUGACGUUAGCUGAUAUAGAAGAACAGUUGAACAAGCGUGCUCUGAAGAUAACGCGUAGACCGGGAAAUGCUAAGACACAGCGGGAUGUGACUAAGCCAGAUGGUGAUAAUAAUGACAAGAACGUCUUAUUGAAUGCCAAUAACUCGACCGAUAGUAGUGAUAAGCAAGUAGACGAAAGAGCCAGUGAGAAAAUAGGAGCAGAAGGAAUUAUAAAAAUGCAGAAAUAUGACUUGUCAGAGAUCACACCUGAGAAGAGGUCAUCGUUACUACUGCGUCCUAUAAUCAAGUCCGACGAAAUAUUGGAACGUGUUCGACCUAUUGUUGAUGAUGUGCGAAAAAAAGGAGACGUUGCCCUUCUCGAUUUAACUGCAAAAUAUGAUGGAAUACGUCUUCAGUCUCCAGUUUUAGCAUCGCCUUUCCCACCAGAAUUGAUGUCUGUUGACGAUGCUACUAAAUCUGCCAUAGAUCAAGCAUUCGAUAAUAUCCUCAAAUUUCACGAAGCGCAAUAUGAUAGAUCGACCUUGGUAGUGAGUACUAUGCCAGGGGUAACCUGUUAUAGAUUCAGUCGCCCAAUUAAGAGUGUUGGUCUGUAUGUUCCAGGAGGGACAGCUGUGUUGCCAUCUACGGCUUUGAUGUUAGGAAUACCAGCGAUGGUGGCUGGAUGUAAAGAAAUUGUACUGGCAUGCCCCCCGCGUAAGGAUGGGAGUGUUGCUCCCGAGGUGUUAUAUGUUGCUCAUAAAGUAGGGGCUACAAAGGUGUUGUUAGCUGGUGGUGCGCAGGCCGUGGCCGCCAUGGCAUAUGGGACCGAGAGUGUGCCAAAGGUAGACAAGAUCUGCGGUCCGGGUAAUCAAUAUGUGACGGCUGCCAAGAUGCUUACUCAGAAUGAUAGUUCUGCAAUGAUAUCUAUUGAUAUGCCGGCUGGUCCAUCCGAGUUAUUAGUGAUCGCUGAUGAGUCUAGUGUUCCCGCUUAUGUUGCAUCAGAUCUACUUUCGCAAGCCGAACAUGGCGAAGACUCGCAGGUUGUGCUUGUUGCGGUAUCACUUUCGUUAAGUCAACUUGAAGAAAUCGAAAAGGAAAUCCACAAACAGGCUUCUUGCCUGCCGCGUGUUGGUAUAGUUAGACAGUCUAUUCCAAAAAGCUUUAUUUUGAAUGUGGCGAAUAUGAGUGAUGCUCUUAAAUUCUCCAACGAUUAUGCGCCUGAACAUUUGAUAUUACAUGUGGAAGAUGCGGAUUCAUGGGUUAACGAAAUAGACAAUGCUGGAAGCAUAUUCUUGGGGUCUUACUCUCCCGAAAGUUGUGGCGAUUAUGCUUCCGGAACUAACCAUACGCUACCCACUUAUGGAUAUGCUCGAAUGUAUUCUGGUGUGAACACACAGACAUUCUUGAAGCAUAUGACAGCACAGAAAUUAACAAUGGAUGGAUUAGAUAAAAUAGGCGAUACCGUCAUGAGAUUAGCCGAAAUCGAAGGAUUAGAAGCCCAUAGGAAUGCUGUGGCUAUUAGAGUAAAGGAUAUUCGAAAUACAAAUUAG